This is a messenger RNA of Capsicum annuum, 978 nucleotides long. Its product is annotated as glycine-rich protein 2. Lineage: Eukaryota; Viridiplantae; Streptophyta; Magnoliopsida; Solanales; Solanaceae. Bases 101 to 712 code for a protein of 203 amino acids. Gene Ontology annotation, molecular function: zinc ion binding; nucleic acid binding. The transcript has a single exon. The record is from RefSeq and is a predicted model, not a curated record.
CUUCUGUUUGUGAAAAAAGAGCAGGGUGACAAUACCAAAGGGAACGCGCAAAGGCAAAGGGGGUGUUUGGGUUUUUAGGGUUUGGGUUUGUGAGAGAAAAAUGGCGGAAGAAGGUGGACAGAGGGCUAAGGGAACUGUGAAGUGGUUCAAUGACCAAAAGGGUUUUGGGUUCAUCACUCCUGAUGAUGGAAGUGAUGAUCUGUUUGUUCAUCAAUCAGGCAUCAGAUCUGAGGGUUUUAGGAGUUUAGCUGAAGGUGAGUCUGUCGAGUAUGAGGUUGAGAAUGGUAGUGAUGGACGUACUAAGGCUGUUGAUGUUACUGGACCUGAUGGUGCUGCUGUUUCUGGUGGGUCACGUAGCGGUGGAGGCGGAGGAGGCCGUGGUGGUGGUGGUUACGGUGGUGACCGAGGUGGUAGCCGUGGUUAUGGUGGUGGUGACAGUGGGUAUGGAGGUGGCAGUCGUUAUGGUGGUGGUGGUUACGGGGGAGGCGGUGGCGGCUAUGGAGGAGGUGGUGGUGGUUAUGGUGGAGGCAGUGGUGGAGGAGGAGGUGGUUGUUUCAAGUGUGGCGAGUCUGGACACUUUGCCAGAGACUGCAGCCAGAGUGGCGGCGGCGGCGGUGGUGGUAGGUACUCCGGCGGUGGUGGUGGAGGCGGUUGCUUCAAGUGUGGUGAAGACGGGCACUUUGCUCGUGAAUGCACUAGCGGUGGUCGUUGAUCAUUUGCUGUGAAACCCUCUACCCUCUGUUUGUUUUAGCUUUGAAGUUGUCUGUGUUUCCGGUGCAUAUAGUCACCUCUAUCUUUUCUGUAAUUUCGGAUAUGGUCUUUUUGUUAUCUUUAUUUUCUGCAUUCAGUAGUUAGUAGUAUGGUUAUGAAGCUGUUGACAAUGGGGAGUCUUAUUUUUGUUGAUGCUUGAAAUGCUUGCUCUCUGUACAUGCUUUCAUACAUGUUUUCGAAGCUAUAUCAAUUAUUCAGCUUCUGCUA